This is a messenger RNA of Mesoplodon densirostris (Blainville's beaked whale), 3576 nucleotides long. It is a transcript of the gene SHC4, whose product is annotated as SHC adaptor protein 4. The record is from RefSeq and is a predicted model, not a curated record. Bases 1 to 1893 code for a protein of 630 amino acids. The transcript has 12 exons. Gene Ontology annotation, biological process: intracellular signal transduction; cell surface receptor protein tyrosine kinase signaling pathway. Gene Ontology annotation, molecular function: receptor tyrosine kinase binding. NCBI's taxonomy places the organism in Eukaryota, Metazoa, Chordata, Mammalia, Artiodactyla, Ziphiidae. Gene Ontology annotation, cellular component: plasma membrane.
AUGCGAGAACGCGGUCCGGACAGCCUGGCAGGACUCGUGCUGUAUGUAGGACUCUUCAGGCACCCCGGGAUGCUGCACAGGGCCAAGUAUAGCCGCUUUCGGAACGAGUCCAUCACGUCCUUGGAAGAAGGCAGCCCCGGAGGCUCAGCGGGCAACAAGGGCUCGCCGCAACCUCCCUACCCCGCCCUGGCACCUCACCUGCCGGCUGAAGAUGCCACCUUGGCGUCCCAGGAGAGCCCCACCCCACUGUGCACCUUGAUCCCUCGCAUGGCCAGCGUAAAGCUGGCCAACCCAGCCACCUUGCUGAGUCUGAAAAACUUUUGCUUGGGUACCAAAGAGGUACCUCGACUCAAGCUCCAGGAAAGCCAAGACCCGGCUCCCAGCAGCCCGGCUUCCCCUGAAACCAGUCUGAAUAGGGCCAUGCCAGCACCUCCGCCUCAGCGGGAUGCCCUGGGGCACAGGGCGACCUCUUUAACUCCUGAUGCCUGCCCCCUUCCCGGCCCUGGGGAGCCAACCCCCGGGGGCAGGCAGGACAAGCACUUUCUGCAACACCUGUUGGGGAUGGGCAUGAACUACUAUGUGAGGUACAUGGGCUGUAUUGAGGUGCUGCAAUCAAUGAGGUCACUGGAUUUUGGAAUGAGAACCCAAGUUACAAGGGAAGCAAUAAGUCGCCUGUGUGAAGCUGUCCCUGGGGCAAAUGGAGCCAUUAAAAAGCGAAAGCCUCCAUCUAAGUUCCUAUCAACAGUUCUUGGCAAAAGUAAUCUUCAGUUUUCGGGAAUGAAUAUAAAACUGACCAUCUCAACAUGCAGCCUCACAUUGAUGAAUCUUGACAACCAACAGAUUAUUGCAAAUCAUCAUAUGCAGUCUAUUUCAUUUGCUUCUGGAGGGGAUCCGGAUACUACAGACUAUGUUGCCUACGUAGCUAAAGAUCCAGUUAAUCAACGAGCCUGCCACAUAUUGGAAUGCAGCAAUGGAAUGGCCCAAGACGUCAUAAGUACCAUAGGGCAGGCUUUUGAACUCCGGUUUAAACAGUAUUUGAAAAAUCCUUCUUUGAAUACUUCUUCUGAAAGUGAGGAGGUGCACGUUGAUGACCAUGCUGAGGAGAGAGAAGAUCAUGAGUAUUACAAUGAAAUCCCGGGCAAGCAGCCGCCUGCAGGCGGUGUUUCAGAUGUACGGAUCAAAGUUCAAACCACAGAACAACUGGCUUACUGCCCCAUACGGUGUGAAAAGUUGUGCUAUUUGCCGGGAAACUCCAAGUGCAGCAGUGUGUAUGAGAACUGUCUAGAGCAAAGCAGGGCAAUAGGUAAUGCACACGAGAGAGGGGUACAGUCCCAAAGAGACACGUCAUUGAUGAAGCCCGCGUGCCGAGUGGAUCUCUUCGACGACCCCUGCUACAUCAAUACGCAGACUCUUCAAAGCACGCUAGGCUCUGCUGGAAAUCAAAGUCCAGCUCACCCACUGGGGACCCCAUGGUACCGUGAAAAGGCACCAGAAACAGUUCAACCAGGUGCCACAGCCCUGCCUGCCAGCUCACAUUCUUUGCCACACAUUAAGCAGCAGCUGCGGAAUGAAGACUGCUACCACGGCAAGCUGAGCAGGAAAGCAGCAGAGAGCCUCUUGGUAAAGGAUGGGGACUUUUUGGUUCGAGAGAGUGCAACAUCUCCUGGCCAGUAUGUGCUGAGUGGGCUACAGGGAGGCCAGGCAAAACAUCUUCUCCUGGUGGAUCCCGAAGGCAAGGUGAGGACCAAGGAUCAUGUAUUUGAUAAUGUUGGCCACCUUAUCAGAUACCACAUGGAUAAUAGUUUGCCAAUCAUCUCUUCUGGAAGCGAAGUAAGCCUUAAACAACCAGUGAGAAAAGAUAAUAAUCCAGUACUUUUGCAUUCCAACAAAUGACAGUAUGGAAGUACAUCACACUGAUACUUCAGGAAAGUCCAUUUUGUAUUAGGACACAAAGAUAAUUCACACUUGGUUUCUAGAUAAAUUGGAGCACAAACUGCGAAGUGUAUCUUUCUGAGACCAUCAUGGACUAGGUCCUUUAUAAAACAAAGAACUAACAAAAAUUGAUCUUCAGAAAGUGAAAAUCAGAAAAGGGGAAGAGGAUGGGUCCCUUUGAAAAGAUAGUAUACAUAUGCACGGAUGUCACUUUUUAAGGCCAUAUUGCAUUGAUAACAAGCUAAAAAAAAGCACAAUUAAAAUUUCAUGUGCUGAAGACAACUUGAAUGAACUGGGGCAGUGGUAUGUGCCUUUCAACUUGAUAAUUUGGGGACAUUUUCAUAUUGGGGAGAUUAGUUCUAAAUGUCUUCAUAUUCUAUAACUAUAGAACCAUUUGCCAAAAAAGUUUUUCCUUGUUAUAAAAAUAAGAAGCCAUUUGCUUAAUAGUUAUUGACUAUUACAUUUUCCGUUUGGUAACACUUUCACCUCAGUGUUAAAAUAAAUUUGACAUUGAAUUUGGACUGUGUCUAUACCAGUGGAAUCAAAUCAAGGGCCACUGAAAGCAUUGGUCAGUUUCAUCGGCCUGUCCCAUUUGCUGUUUAAAGGGUUGGAGCCCAAAUUUUUUGGCCUAGUAUUUCUCAAUCUUUGCUAUUUGGACUGUUUGUAUGCAACAUAUGACAAACUAAAGAAGCCAAAUCUAUGUCAUCUCUGAUUUCAUCGUAUUUCUCCCUCCUUCCCUCUCCCCCUCACCCUUUCCCCCAAAAAAGAGCACAUGAGUGCAUGGAUUUAAAAGAUAGCAGACAAACCAGUGUUCUUCAUAUUCAAUCUCCAAAUUGGUUCCAUUCUUAUUUAAAGCACCAAAUUUAUUUUAAAGUAUGGAGAAAUAUCCCCUUGACUGGUGGUGACUGAAUCAUAGGCCCUCAUCUACAUGUAUCCUUAGCACCUUUUCUAGAUAUCACCAGACAAAAUGUACCAGGGAGAAAACACUGAAUGAAACAAUUGGAAAGGUUUGACACAUGCAGGCACACUUGGUAAACCGAUGAUGUAGUGAAGCGUUGUGUAAGCAAAAGCACUGGACUGGGCCUCAUUGUGACCUUGAGCAACUUGGUGAACCUGUCUGUACUCCAGUUUCCUUAUCUAUAAAAUGAGGGAGCUGGGCUAGGUGAAUUCAUAGGUCCAUUUCAGCCCUAACAUAAUAUGAAUUUAUAAAAGGCAAAUUUUUCAUUUAUUAGGGGUCAGUGUUGAUAACCAGUCUGUAUAAUUAAGCUUGAAACUGCAGCUUUUUCCUUUAGUCUGUGUCUGUACUCAUUGAGAUCAUCAUUCAGAUAGCAGAGAUCUGGAGCCUUUCAGUCAAAAACAUUGAAACUUUGGAAAAAUAUAAGUGAUGGUAGUAGAAGUAGAUUUGGUUAUUUGAGUGGCAGAAAACGGCUUCAGUCUCAGCCCUCUACCUGCCUUUGCAUAUAGAGAUAUGGCCAUUAUUUUUGUGUUUUUUUUUUAUCUUGAGUUAUCUGGACAAUUGCCUUAAUUCCACUUCACUUUGGAUGUGUAGAUACAACUUAAUCUUUGUAAUUGUGAAAUGUUUGCUAAGUUUUAAGUAAAAUAUGAGAAAUUUCUUUCACAUAGAAAUCAUCAGAAACCAAGCAC